UUUGUAGUUUGAUAGAUUGGAGGAUGAGUUUCAAUGGAAGAAUUUACAUUGUGUGCUGUAAAGGAGAUUUCUUGAGAAGAAAGUACGGGUAAAUAAGGGUACAGAAAGCAAGAAUUUUCCAAAGAAUAAUUCUAGUCAGAUCAGACCCCACAAUUCAAUAUCUAUCUUCUCUCUCACUCAUCUCUCUCUCUCUCUCAACUUGUUUUUGUUUCCCUCUCUAUUUUAUAUCCUUUCAAACUCUUCAAAAACCAGCAAUUUCAUUUUACUUUCUUUCAAUGGCCAUCCUUUUAUUAUUCCCAUCUAUAAAGAUCCCUCCUUUUUCCCAAAUUCCCUUCCAUUGAAACCAGAAAAAAAGAAGGAAAAGUUACCUUUUCUCUCUAUUUCUUGCUUCGCUGCAUAUUCCAUUAACCAAUGGACGCUGAAUUGAAAAACCAGGGACUUAAGAGACUGAGAUGUUCAGUCCAGAAUUAUAAUUGGGGUAAAAUUGGGUCUGAUUCUCAGGUCGCAAAGCUUUAUGCUCUGAAUUCUGGGUCUGAAAUUGAAGUUGAUAAGCCUUAUGCCGAGCUUUGGAUGGGGACCCAUGAUUCUGGGCCUUCAUUUGUUGUGGAAAGUGGUGGGGAGAAUGGGAUUGGAAUUGGGUCUCAAAGUCUGAGUUUGAAAGACUGGAUUGCUAAGAAUCCUAAUGUGCUUGGUGAUAAGGUUCUUGAUAAGUGGGGUUGUGAUCUCCCGUUCUUGUUCAAGGUACUUUCUGUGGCAAAAGCAUUAUCAAUUCAGGCUCACCCUGACAAAGAAUUGGCCAAAAUGCUGCACAAGUUGCAGCCAGAUGUUUACAAGGAUGAUAACCAUAAGCCGGAGAUGGCAUUGGCCAUUACUGAGUUCAAGGCCCUUUGUGGUUUUAUCAAUCUUAAGGAGCUCAAAGCUGUUCUUCAGAACAUUCCUGAGAUUGUAGAACUGGUUGGCACUGCAGAUGCAAAACAAGUCUUACAUGUAAAUGAGCAGGAUGGGGAGGAAAAAGUAAAAUCAGUUGUGAGAUCAAUAUUUACCCAACUCAUGUCAGCUAGCAAAGAGAUGAUAACAGAAGUGAUAUCUAAAUUGAAAAUUCGAUUGCACAUGGAAAGCCAGGUGAGACAGUUGACAGAUAAGGAACAGCUGAUCUUGCAGUUAGAAAAGCAAUAUCCAGCUGAUAUUGGUGUCAUCUCAGCCUUCUUUUUCAAUUAUGUGAAGUUAAAUCCUGGUGAAGCAUUAUAUCUUGGUGCAAAUGAACCCCAUGCAUAUCUUUAUGGCGAGUGCAUUGAAUGCAUGGCAACAUCAGAUAAUGUUGUGCGGGCUGGCCUUACUCCUAAGCAUCGGGAUGUCCAAACUCUUUGUUCAAUGCUUACAUACAAACAGGGCUUCCCUGAAAUUCUGAAAGGGUUUCCACUAAGCCCAUAUAUUAGAAGAUACCUCCCGCCUUUUGACGAAUUUGAGGUUGAUAGCUGCAUUCUGUCUAAGGGGGAAUCAACAGUGUUCCCUGCAGUCCCAGGUCCUUCCAUCUUUGUGGUCACAGCUGGGAAGGGAAUGAUGCACACAGGAUUAUCUAAAGAGGUUGUCGGUGAAGGGGACGUCCUAUUUGCACCUGCCAACAUCGAGAUUAAUGUAACAACUUCAUCUGAGCUACGUUUGUAUAGGGCUGGAGUGAAUAGCAGGUUCUUCCAACGCUUGUGAAUGGGAAGACAAAGCAGCUCUCAGUUUUAGUUUGGUAAAUUGUUAGUUUGAUUUAUGCCUUAUGCUUAUUUAUUGCUAGCAUUAAAUUAUUCCUUUACAAUGUAGUAUAAUUAAUAAUAGAACUUGCAUGUAAAUGCCAUGAGAUAUAGUAAAGUUAUACGAAGAAUCAUUCCUUUUCAA
Ricinus communis (castor bean) is the source of this 1884-nucleotide messenger RNA. Its product is annotated as mannose-6-phosphate isomerase 1. The transcript has 5 exons. Gene Ontology annotation, biological process: carbohydrate metabolic process; GDP-mannose biosynthetic process. Gene Ontology annotation, molecular function: zinc ion binding; mannose-6-phosphate isomerase activity. NCBI's taxonomy places the organism in Eukaryota, Viridiplantae, Streptophyta, Magnoliopsida, Malpighiales, Euphorbiaceae. The record is from RefSeq and is a predicted model, not a curated record. Gene Ontology annotation, cellular component: cytosol. The coding region runs from base 412 to 1704 and encodes 430 amino acids.